This is a messenger RNA of Siniperca chuatsi (mandarin fish), 2846 nucleotides long. RefSeq names its product class E basic helix-loop-helix protein 40-like. The transcript has 5 exons. Lineage: Eukaryota; Metazoa; Chordata; Actinopteri; Centrarchiformes; Sinipercidae. Gene Ontology annotation, biological process: anterior/posterior pattern specification; regulation of transcription by RNA polymerase II; circadian regulation of gene expression. Bases 390 to 1670 code for a protein of 426 amino acids. Gene Ontology annotation, cellular component: nucleus. The record is from RefSeq and is a predicted model, not a curated record. Gene Ontology annotation, molecular function: protein dimerization activity; DNA-binding transcription factor activity, RNA polymerase II-specific; RNA polymerase II cis-regulatory region sequence-specific DNA binding.
AUACAGCGCCGUUUAACACGUGAGCCUCAUGUGACUGAGGUAGGUCAGGCUGAGCUGAGAGUCAGAGGGUUUAUUUAACUCGUCGCUCAGUCCUCCCCCACUUUCCCAACGCGCCACUAAGAGGGUUGCCUUCCUUCAGCGGCGGGACCACGGCGUGGAAAUCGCAGGGACUAACUUGAAACCAUUUUCACACCCAAAAUAACCUUUAAAUUAGCAAGACUAGUAUUAAAUAAUAAUUAGUACACAUUUCUGACCGUUUUUAAAAGCAUUUUAGGGCAUUUAGCUAACUGCUGCUUUGCAACUUUUUUUUUCGUCACGCGUAAAUAAAUGCGUAUUUAUUUGUGACUGCAUUGGAAACGUACUUUGACUGCGUAAUUGGAGUAAAAAGAAUGGAGCGAAUUCCAAGCGCGCAGCCACCUCCUCUGUCCAAACACCAGGCUGAUAUGGCAGACGUGCAGGGGAUGGAUUUCCCGAUGUAUGUUUAUAAACCCAGGCGUGGAAUGAAGAGAGGAGAGGAGAGCAAGGAAACCUACAAGCUGCCUCACAGACUCAUUGAGAAGAAAAGGCGUGACCGGAUAAACGAGUGCAUCGCUCAGUUGAAAGACUUAUUACCAGAGCACCUCAAACUCACGACUCUGGGCCAUCUGGAGAAGGCUGUGGUUUUAGAGCUCACACUCAAGCAUGUGAAAGCCCUCACCUCUCUUCUGGAGCAACAGCAGCAGAAGAUCCUUGCUCUGCAGAGCGGCAUGCAAAUUGAGCAGCCUCCUGUCAGCCAGGAGAAGUCAGAGGAGAUGUUCCGCUCUGGCUUCCACUUGUGUGCCAAGGAGAUUCUUCAGUAUCUAACCAAUCACGAGACUGAUGGAGACUUCACGCCAUCCCAUGUGAUCAAUCACCUUCACAAGUUAGCUGCAGAGGUGCUGCAAAGUCCGGUCCGACCCCGCACUCCUCUCAGCCCUCGACCUGAGGAAAUCCCCACCUACCACCAGCACCAACCUCACAAGGAGAUGCCCGCCAGCUUACCCCCUAAACCCAGCGAGGGCUAUGGGAGGAACUGUGUGCCUGUCAUCCAGCGGGCGUACGCUCCACCGAGCAGUGAGCAGAGUGGCAGUGAUACGGAUACAGACAGCGGUUAUGGGGGAGAGCUGGAGAAGACUGAAUCUGGGGCGCCACAGGGACGUCCAGAUUACUAUGGUCAGGAGAGCCAGCUGAAGCGAACGCUGGGCGAGAGGCAGAGCUCCAGCAUCAAGCAGGAGGAUGACGAGCCGCGCCACAAACGACCCCGGGUGGAGUCGUCUGAGGAUGAGCUGUUCUCAGGUGGAGAAUCAUCAUCGUCCUCUAGCGGUUACAGUAGUUACAUGAGCGUAUCCCCCAACCAUCCGCCUCCUCCACAUCCCCUCUGCAUGCCUUUCUACCUCAUUCCACCUUCUGCUGCAGCCUACCUGCCAAUGCUGGAGAAAUGCUGGUACCCCGGGGCCAUGCCCAUGCUCUACCCUGGCAUGGGAGGCUCUUCACCCGCCAUGCCCAGCGAAAGACCGCCUCCACCUCAGCUAGUGUUGUCUCCCAGGGGAGGCUCUCCAGCCCCAGUCAUGUCUCAGACCCCCAUGGACUCCCCUGCCCUCCUUCAGGCACUAAAGCAGGUACCACCCCUCAACCUGGAAACCAAAGACUGAGAGAUACGAAAAACAGGGGUGAAGAGAUUAUCCUGUUCUAGUGCCCAGGAGCAGAGACAGUAGUAGGAAUGAGAACAUGACUGAGCAUAUCCAUAAUCCAUCCUCAUACCUGUCCUCAGCCUGGAGGUCAAACAGUGAACUUGUAGGAAUGAUCUAGAAGAGAUGGAGGGGAGAGCAACAUCCAUCCACACUCAGAGGAUGUAAAACUCUGGUUGAAUGUUUAAAGCUCAGUGGUAUUACUCAAUGCAAAUGUAUCAUAUAAACUGGACCUGCCCUGCACAUACACCAACACACACACACACACACACACACACUUGGUUGAAUGUAAAGAAAGAUAUGUUUAAGAUGCUGCUGUUAAAGUAUAAAUGCAGAUGACACUGAUGCAUCUCACUUGUAGCUGUUGCAAUAGAGACACGCUAUCUUUGUACUUUUAGAAAAAGUGUUGCCUCAAAUGUUAGCGGUAAUAUUUCACCCAAAGUUUGUUGCCUAUGUCCUGUAGGUCACCAUUAUCAUCACUGAAAAUGCCCUUCGAACCAGACACUAUGAUGACUGGCACUGUAAAAUACAAGGGUGUCCUCAAGCGUGUACAGACAAGAGUAAGGGUACACCCAAUGCAUGGAUGAAGGAAUGGGCCACCACAUGACCACACUGAAUGAGAAGUCUUGUUUUUCAUUGACAAACAGACAGUAUAGAUGGAUUUUCUGUAAUUAUUGUUCAUAGACUUCUUGUACAUUUCUAUUUUUGAUACCUGUUCUUGCACUCUUGUCCGUCCGGAGAGAUAGAAGGAGGGCAGAGUGUGGACAAUUGUACGUUGUGUACUCAGAAACUGUGUACAUACUGUAGCACUGUGCUGGACCUGGUCUGCAUACUCAACAUCUGUUUCUGCUCAAGUCAAACCUGGUGUUUGUUCUUGCUGUUGCCUUUUACUUGUGAAAAGCUGAUAAAUCUCAGAUGUUUAUUCUCUGUACUACGUAUGAAUACUGGAGUCAAAGGAGUCAGGAGGAGAGAAGUGAAUGUAAACGUUUUACCAGAAGACUAGUUUUCUAUAGAAAGAGGUACUUGAGAUUUUAUAUUUUGGGACCUACAUGAAAGAUGUUUGAUGUACAUACUUUGUCUAUAAAUGUUGAUAUACAUAUAUUAAGUGUAUUAAUAAAGUAUUUUUUUUCCCGUGGAAAA